Molecule: messenger RNA, 2304 nt
Organism: Dromaius novaehollandiae (emu)
Lineage: Eukaryota; Metazoa; Chordata; Aves; Casuariiformes; Dromaiidae
Gene: SEPTIN12
Product: septin 12
Exons: 11
Coding region: 160-1818 (552 amino acids)
Biological process (GO): cytoskeleton-dependent cytokinesis; intracellular protein localization
Cellular component (GO): septin ring; cell division site; microtubule cytoskeleton
Molecular function (GO): GTPase activity; GTP binding; molecular adaptor activity
Source: RefSeq, a predicted model, not a curated record
UCCUCCUUCGCCGCUCUGCCCGCAGCGGCCGGGGCAGCCGCGCCGUCCCAGCGCGGGGCUGCGCAGCGGCUGCGGCCCGGCCCGGCCCGGCCCGGCGCGGCGCGGCGGGGCGGCUCCCAUGCGGCGGGGCCCGCGGGGCCCCCGGGCGGCGCCCCCGGCAUGGCGCAGCUCUCCGUCAGCGAGCACCUCGACGGCAUCCUCUCCGACUUCGAGGCGCUGCAGAAGUCGUUCGAGGCGGAGGAUGGGGCCGAGGCACCCCACUCGCCGCCCCGCUUGCCGCCCCACAGCCCCGGUCCCCCGGCCCGCCGCGGCAGCAGCCGCUCCCUCGACGGCAGCGUCCGGCCCAACGGCACCGCCGGCCUCGGCCGCGUCGCCUCCUUCCAGCGGAGCCUCCCCGCCGCCCCGGCGCCCGCCGGCCCCGGCCUGACGCAGGCCUCGUGCCCCGGUGGCCCCCGCGCCCCGGCGGAGCGGCCCGGCCCGCUGCCGCCACCUGCCCUGCACAUCGCCGAGGAGCCGAGCGCCCCGGUGCCGCCCCACGCGCCGCUCCGCCUCGCCGCCGGCCCCGGCCCGGCCCGCUGGCCCCCGCGGCCGCCCCGGCACGACGAGGCCGCCCCGGCGCCCCGCGCCGCCCCCUUCAAGCUGGUGUCUCAGCCGCAGACGGUGCAAGUGAGCUCGCAGCCCGCCUUUCUCGGGGGGCCGCCGCCGCCCCGGGAGCCCCGCGGCACCGAGGCCCCUGCACCAGCCUUGUCGGAGAUGCCGUGCAGCCCUGCACCCCGGCACGGGAGCAGCCUGGAGCCCGGCAUGGAGCCGCCGGCGGCAGCGCCCGAGGGGCCGCCCCCCGCCGCUGAGCCCGAGCAGGGGGGCCGCGAGCUCUUCGGCUACGUGGGCAUCGAGGCCGUGCUCGACCAGAUGAGAAUCAAGACCAUGAAGACGGGCUUCGAGUUCAACAUCAUGGUCGUAGGGCAGAGCGGCCUGGGCAAGUCCACCAUGGUCAACACCCUCUUCAAGUCCAAGGUGAGCCGCAGAGCCACGCAGCCCGGCCGUGAGGAGCGCAUCCCCAAGACGGUGCAGCUGCAGUCCGUCACCCACGUCAUCGAGGAGAAGGGCGUGAAGAUGAAGCUGACGGUGACGGACACGCCGGGAUUCGGUGAUCAGAUCAACAACGAGAACUGCUGGGACCCCAUCAUCAAGUACAUCAACGAGCAGUACGAGCGGUACCUGCGCGAGGAGAUCCUCAUCACCCGCAAGAGGAAGAUCCCGGACACCAGGGUGCACGGCUGCGUGUACUUCGUCCCCCCCACCGGACACUGGCUGCGGCCCCUCGACCUGGAGUUCAUGCGGCGGCUCAGCAAGAUCGUCAACGUGGUGCCCGUGAUCGCCAAGGCCGACACGCUCACCCUGGAGGAGCGGGCUGAGUUCAAGCAACGGAUCCAGAGGGACCUGAAGGCCCACGCCAUCAGCGUGUACCCGCAGGAGGACUUCGACGAGGACCCGGAUGACAGGUCCCUGAACGACAGGAUUCGGGAGAAGAUCCCGUUCGCCGUGGUGGGGGCGGACCAGGAGCACCAGGUGAACGGCAAGCGGGUGCUGGGCCGCAAGACCAAGUGGGGCAUCAUCGAAGUGGAGAACCCGGUGCACUGCGAGUUCCCCAUGCUGCGGGACCUGCUCAUCCGGUCCCACCUGCAGGAUCUCAAGGACAUCACCCACAACGUGCAUUACGAGAGCUACCGCGUGCGGCGGCUGAACGAGGGCACCCGCCAGGCGCUGGGCCCCGUCAACGGGCUGCUGGGCAAGGACGAGGACGAGAGCAACCUCUGAGCCGCCGGGCGGGCGCUGCCGCGGAGGACGGGCGGCAGCGGGCAGCAGAGCCGCGUCCCGCCGAAAGCCGCCGCCUGGACAGAGCCGGCCCCCCCGUCCCCCAGCCCGGGCGCCCCGCCAGGGACUGUGCCUCGCGCCUUCGCCCCACACGGGCAGGGGACACGGGCCCCGAGCCCGCCUGCACCGGCCUCCCUCUGCCCUGGCCUCCUGCGUCCCCAGGGGGUAGGGGAGCCCCGGGGGGGGCGUGCGGGUAAGCAAGAAAUGGGGACCUUUCUCUGGCUCUCGGGGGGUACCGCGCUGCCCCAAGCCCACGCGGGUUUGGGGAGGGGACGCGGGCAGGGCGAGCGGUGCGGGGGCCAGGCUGCGCUGGGCCGGGCCCCGGGCGCUGGGGGGGCUCUGUCCCCAGGCUGCCCCGGCCUCGGUGCCCGAGCUUCGCCGUGGGUUCACGCGCCCCUGGAGCCUGCUCGCAUUAAAGAUCUACCUGGA